UUACCGUCGCCGUGUGUAUCGCUAAAGGAGUGCGAGUACGUGUGUAUGGUGGUAGCAAUCAGUGGUUGAUGGUACAUCAUGUUAGUCAGUGAGGGCGAUGGCAUGUGUGACUGGGAACCAGAGCGGAUAGCUUCAGUAGAUUUCAACAACCCGAGAAUAUAACUUGUCACCUAGUUCGCUGCAUGGCAAGUCCAGCAUAGCUUGUGUGUUAUGUUGUGUGAGCUAUUUGAUGACCCGACCACUGGUCGCGCGGUGUCGACCCAACUAUUUUCAGCCUGUUUGAAUCACCAGCAAAUGUCCCAGCCUUGUAAAGCCAUUGGACAAUCUGACGAAUAUACAGUCCUGCCGUGACUGUCCAUCUUAACUUAAUUUUCACCGAUCGAGGACGCAACUAUGAGCUAUGCCCGUAUUCUGGCUCACUACCCCUAUGUCGUUCUGCUGGUGGUCCUGGUGGUGGUGGCAACGUGUCUCGUGGUGUCCAUCAUCAAUGGGGAGACGCUGGACUUCAACGACCCACUGCUGGGAUUUGAACCCCGUGGGACAGAGAUCAGCGAGAGAACCGUUGCCUAUGACAACCUCAUCGACAACAUCGGCGGCAAGGCUAGUCUUACCCCCUUCAACUACCAGGCCAAUGAUCAGGUUCUUGAAAGAAGUCGGAAAAGGAAAAAUAAGAAAAAGAAUCGAAAAGGAAAAAAAUUUGGCAAGCAAACAGGAAGAGAUGAUUUGGACAAUGUGACUGAAGCUCUGAUUCAUGUUGAAGAUCUCCCCGAUGAUAAGUUUUUCUGUGGAAUUCCAUACAAGGAGUAUGCCAGAGUCGUGUACAAGGCAGUAGAUGGGUCGAAUCUGUUCACACUUCAUCAUAUCAAGGCCAUGUGCAAAAUGGAGACCCAAUAUCUGUCAUCAAAUUCACUCUUCACCGAACAGUGUAUUCACGUUGAGUCAGGGAAAAACUGUUGUCGAAGCUGGUCUUUAGGGAGCUACAUAGCGUUGCUAAGCAACAAAUCAAGCUGCCAUACAAUCACGGAAAAGGAUGUGUCCAAUGUCCUCAAAUUGCUCAAGUCUUGUUCCAACUACUAUAUUAAUUACACCAUGGGAAUUAACUGUGAGUAUUCUGAAGGAGCGUGGUACACAGCAUCGAGCUAUCCUCAGGAGGAGUGUCACGGAGUCCCAUCCAAAUGCACAAGGUACAAUGCAGUGUAUCAUCUCUUCCAUCAUCUUCUUGACGUCCAUUUUAUCCAAAAUGUUGCAGCUAAUUCCUCACCACAUUUGACGUAUGCCGUAACAUUUUUCCCAGUAGCAGGAAGCUCCUUAGAUCUAUACAAUUACAUGGAAUCAUUGCCAAGGACCUUUGAUGGUGUGGAAAUUGUUGGAGCUAAAUUCGAUCUUAAGUACAAGUUAUUCCAAGAGAUGUUGAAAUCAGAUACAAUUUGGUUGGCAUCUGCUGGUUGUGUAAUCUUCCUUGCCAUGUGGCUUUAUUCGGCAUCAAUUUUCAUCACCGUGAUGACCUUUUUAGCUAUGUUUUGGGCCCUUACGGUUGCCUAUUUCUUGUACAUGCAUGUGUUUGAAAUCAAAUUUUUCCCGUAUAUGAACAUGGUAACUGUUGUAGUCAUGAUAGGUAUUGGUGCUGAUGAUGUGUUUAUUUAUUGCAAAGUUUGGCACCUUGCCAAGGCGGAAAAAAAUAAUGGUACUCUUGAAAAAAUAGUCAAUGACACGUUACGUCAUGCAACGUUAUCGAUGCUGGUGACGAGUCUGACAACAGCGGCAUCAUUUUAUGCCAACUACAUCAGUGACAUCACCGCCAUUCAGUGCUUUAGUAUAUAUGCUGGGACAGCAGUCAUCUGUAACUUCUUCUUGUCUCUCACAUGGAUACCAGCUACAAUCAUGCUUUAUGAAAAAUGGUGCAAUUUUUGUGUAUGCUCCAGUCAUGAAUUUUAUACAGAAGAGAACAAUUUCUGCUACUAUUUGUGUCGAGUUCCAUACAAAUUGUACUAUGUCCUCACAGACUGGUCAAGGAUAUUUUUUGAGAAGCUCCUCCCAUGCCUUGUGAUUAAGUUCCGCUAUGUGUGGCUCGUCCUUUAUGGCGGUCUGGGAAUCUGUGGUGUGAUUGUCAUUUUUUACUACCCCAAAUUGAAACUGCCAUCUACGAGAAAAUUCCAAGUGUUUUCUUCCAAUCAUUGGCUGGAGAAGUAUGAUUUUCAGCUGAGUGAUAGCUUCAGUUUUGAGAAGAUGAAGGAAGAGGACAUCCCAGUGUUACCUGUUACUAUUGUGUGGGGGAUUCAUGCCAGUGACACAGGAGACAGACUCAAUCCCAAUGAGAAAGGUUCCCUCGUUCUAGACUCUGACUUUGACCUAGCUGAAGAGAGUGCUCAGCGAUGGCUUUUGGAAUUUUGUGCUCGGUUUCGAAAAUCUGAAUUUUAUCUCAACUCUCCUGGCUUACAACUCACCAACUGCUUCUUGGAGAAUUUUGCCAAUGAAUACAUGAAACGGCCAUGUACUCAAGAUGAAAAACCAUGCUGCAAUGAAACAGCUUUCCCUUUUCCUAAGAAUAAGUUCAAAAAAUGUCUUUUACGCUAUGUCCCUUUGCUCCAAAAAACUCCAGCAGUUCGUUACAAUAAGCAUUCCCCAGGACCUCGAUUCUCUAAUGGACGUAUCAGUGCCUUCAUGGUGGAGUUCCUUAGCAAUGAACCGUACAGCCAUUCCUACGAAAAAAUGAAACAGUUUUAUCUCAAAGUGAACCGCUGGGUGACAGAGGAAAUGGUGCAAGCCCCGGCUCAAAUGAGAAAUGGCUGGUUUGUGACAAAUUUAAAAUUUUAUGACCUCCAGAACAGUCUAGCUAAAGGAACACCUCUAGCUCUUGGGGUGUCGUUAUCAUUUGCAGCUAUUGUAGCUUUCUUCACUACAUUGAACGUCUUGAUCAGCUUCUAUGCUAUUAUUACAAUUGCGUGUAUAAUCAUCGUUACAGUUGCAUCACUGGUGCUACUUGGAUGGGAGCUUAACAUUCUUGAGUCUGUGGUCAUCACUGUAGCUAUAGGGAUGUCUGUUGACUUUACCCUACAUUACGGAGUAGCGUACAGACUCUCGCCAGACCUGGAUCGAGAAAUGAGAGUCGCUUGUUCAAUUGGUCGCAUGGGAAGUGCGGUCGCUAUGGCUGCAUUGACAACAUUCCUGGCCGGUGUGUUCAUGAUGCCCUCCACUGUUUUAGUCUAUCAAAAGUUUGGAACUUUUUUAAUGUUACUUAUUACCAUUGCAUGGAUAUAUUCCACUUUUUUCUUCCAGUCUCUGUUACGAACUAUAGGACCUCAGGGAGGGUUUGGUCAGUUUCAUUGGCCAGCUUCAGACUGUUGUUCACCGUCUGCCCGAGAACAUGUGGACAAGACGGUGUAUGCUAUGUCCGAGUCCACACUGUCCAGUUCAAGUACAAGCAACCCAAACCAUAUCAGUAGUGAGGUGCAUGAACUCGAGCCCUUGACCGAGGGUCAGGAGACUCACCCAAGGCAUUCCCACUUUCGUCAUCAUCAUCCUCAUCGUAUCAGGUCAAAGGGCCCUUAUACCCACAUGAGGGCGAGAAGCCCAGGUGGCUACGAGUCCAAACGUGGAACAUGUGUCACCUUCGAACCUUCUUCAGAAACCCAAACUUCUGAAGUGAUCAUUGAACAGCCUGAAACCCAUGAACCUGUGGAUUCCGGUAUUAUGUCUGGUGCUUCCCAAACUGACGCCAGUGAGAUCAAAGAGGGAUCAGGCCAUUGGGCAAAAAGUGAUGAACUUCUUUAAUUUGUUAAAAUUUGUAAGUUUGUUAGGGUUGGUUUGAAGCUACACAAAGAAUUAAGUACAUAUCUGAUACCUAUUUAUUCAAUGACUGUCAUCCUGUUUUAUAUUUUAGAUUGUUCUUCAAUAUCAAUUGGUAAUGUGACGUACAUGUUCUGCUGUAGUUUGUACGUGCACAUUUGAAUUAAUUGUUCUGGUACAUUUUCCAUUUUGGUCUUUUUCUUUAUUCUUGUCAUGUCAAUAAUUGAAAGAAAAAUAAAUUAAAUCUUCUAGAAACUUGAUGUUUCCCCUUAGCAAUACUUUUGAUACGUAUCUGAAGUGUAAUAUAUUACAUGUCAGAAGCAAUAUAUCAAACUCUCUAUGAGCAUACUUAGAUCUUGUAAACCAAGGUUUUAGAUAAACAAUGAUCUAACUGUUUGAUUUGCAUUCUAGAAGUUGGUGAGAAAAUAAGAAAGGAUUCUUUAUGCAUAACAACUUCUGGUUUAUUGCAUUAGCGACAUUUCGAUGUAGAUUCUUACACUGUUCUAAAGCUGGUGAAGGGUUUAAGAAACUACAUUGAAAUGUCACUAAUGCAAUGAACCAGAAGUUGUUAUCAAUAAAGAUGUACGUUUUCUAACAAUGAUAUGAACUGAAAGAAACUUUGGAAAUGCCAUAUUGUUUUAAAUAAAUAUUUAUAGAUGGAGCCAUGACCCUUCUGUUGAAUGCCACUGUAGAUCUAGAUGAUGUACUAGAUCAUUUAACAGAUGGACAAUUUGAAUUUCCUGAAUGAGCUUUUUCAAAUAUGCAGACUCGAGAUUAAUGCAGAGAUGAGAUCAUCUUGAAAGAAUUGAGAGUAAGGUUACUGCACAUUUGGUCAGUGAUCCAAGCACAUGGAAAACUGCAACAGGCCAGUGUUGCUCCAAUCUAAUUAACAAAGAUCUGAGGACAACAUCCCAUUCCGGGUCAUGUCAGAACGACCUUUCAUCCGACCAAUCAGAGCAUAGCUUACCAGAUCAUGAAAGUGACAGUCGGAAUGUGUUUUCUAAUCAUGCAACCUCGAAACAUUUAACACAGGGUUUUCCGAACAACAGUUACGGGAUUAAUGACUGAAUCCAUACAAUCUAGGGAAUCUAUUAGCCAUUCGAGAAUGUUCUUUUGUUUAGUUUCAAAUUUUUAAUAAAGAUAUUUAUCAAAAUUUCUUUUGAAGUGUAGUCGCCAGUUUCAAACUAGGGCCGUAAGGCAUGAGAGAGCUGCCUUCUGAUUGGCUAAUGUCGACUUCUUGUCAGUCAUUCCCUUAGUCGGUCAAAGUUCGCGAAAGGUGGGUGUGACGUGACCCAUAAUGGGAUGUCCUAAGAUCUUUGUUUAGCGGUAUUUUAAUGAGAUUGAUGUUGCUCUGUAGAUUAUAUAUAAGCAUUGAAACGUGAAUGAUGAUAUAUUUGGUAGGCCCAAUAACAUCUGAUGACCUAAUGAAAUAGUCAUAUCAACUAUACAAAUUCAACCACUUUAAGUUAACAGGUCUCCUCAGUGUGAACUAUUUGGUAUAAACUCUACACCUCAAGAUUGGUGGCUGAAUAUGUAACUCCAAAUAUCCAGGCAACGUAAGUCUGUAAGUCUGACUGCUGACACAGUUCUGAAUUAUUGCAAAAUAUUAAUUGUGAAAAGUUGGGUGAAGCGUCACUCACUCACGUCAACACUUUCUUGACAAAACAGAUUCACUGUUUACAUUCGUAACCAACUUGUGUUAUUCUAGGACAAGCUGAAUAGUGACUCGUGCCUCUCUCGUGGACAUUUGUAGCGACUGGGUUCCAUCUAAGAGGAAACAGGAAAGAGGAAAUAGCUAAAAGAUUUGUCAAAUCGUUGCUUAAUGAUUCAUGUAUAUUUUUCCCUAUAAAUGUUCCAGAUGCCAUCUUCAACACAUUGGGACUUACUGUAUUGUGCAACAUGAUUGACCACAUUUAACUGUUUGUUGGGUGUAUAUUUAGAUGCAAGACAUUUGUAAAGUAAAAAAUUAUUCCUGAAGGAUUCUUUGACCGAAGUACUUGAAGUCAUAUGCGCAUUAUGAUUGGUUUGUGGUAUUUUCGCACAUAACAUUCAUUGAUAUGGGGACGAGUCUUCUUGCAGGUUACGGAAAUGGGCAAGUGGUGACUCACUGUUAAUUUCAUUCCUGGCUACCUCACGACCACACAACUGCCUCAAAUCAGUUUUUGGUUCCAAAAUACCUACAGACGUAGAAAAUUGCUAGGUGUUCCUUUUGACAUGCACAUGAUGACAUACACCAUUGACAGUCCUACCAAACAUUCCUGCAUCAUGGGAAUCACAUCCAUUGACAGUUUUGUUUGUUUGUUUGUUUGUUGUUUAACGCCACACACAAUAUUCCAGCUAUAUGACGGCAGUCUGUCAAUGAUCGAGUCUGGACCGGACAAUCCAGUGAACACAGAUGUUUAAAUAGAUUGUUUUAAAAAAAAUACAUAAUAAAUUAAUGUUGAAAUUAUAAUCUGUAUAUGUGUAUUGUGGCCAUGCAUCUUUUGAAAUAAUGGUUGAUUGCUAGGCCGUGAUGUUUCACAUAAAUUGUUUUUAUGAUAAUUUCUAAGCAACAAUCAUUCGAUGGAAAUACCGGUAAUAUUUUUGUCUGUGUUUUAUCGUGUGGUCAUGAGGAUUGUUUGUGUAGGCAUUGCACCAUUGGGUUGGAGUAUGAUAACCAUGCAUUUUUAUUCUCAUAUUAUAGGGUUUAAUUUUUUAAUAACCCUGUUAAAGCAUUAAAUAUUGUGUUCAAAUCUUAAAAUAGUUCUUUGAUUGACAUGUCCAAUACUUAGUUCCUUUUCAUUUCUUCGGCCUUACCAGUUCAUAUUUCUACAGUUUUAGCUCGCCAAGAUCAUGAAAAAUUUAAUAAAUUUUAAAUUUGUCAGGCAGUAAAAUGUUAUAACAGCCUAUUUUCAAUGAAGCAGCAUGUUUUUUUUUACUUUUUAGGGAGACUAAUCCUCAAAACAACAAUAUAAAUUUAUCUGCCUUUAGGCUUCAAAAAAUAAAAGAAUUGGUUCUCAGGCAAUGUUUUUUGAAAAUAUAGUGUGUGUGGGCAGUGUCUUUGUUUUUCUUUUGGUUGUUCAAACUAGUAUGUAACCAAUAAACAGUUGUGUAAUCAAUAAACAAUUGUGUACAAUCAACCUGGGAGAGGGCCUGCCUACAUAAAUGUAUUCCUUGAUACGUAAAAAAUACUGGAAUACAGUAUUUGACUACUGUUGGACUUGGAAUAAUUAAGGAUUAUUUUUUUUUAAAGUGGAAAUAAAAACGAAACGUGCGGCGAGCUUUAUGAUGAUGCUGACGGUGCCUGAGAACCAAGACUAUUAUUUUUUUUAGCCUUAGUAAAAUUGACUUGUCAGAAAGUAAUACAGUAAGUCAACUUCAAUGGAAACAUUACUGAUGAUUGUUGUGCUGGACUCUCGAAGGAACACUACCGAUGUUUCCAGGUCUCAUCUAUAACCCAUCAUAUAACUGGGAAGUGGGAGGGACACACCAAAUACCAACCAGCAGUGUAACAUGGAGGUUUUAAUUUCAUAUUGCAUUUCUAAUGUUUUUAACUCUGCAUGAUACCCAGCACACUUGCUACAGGUUUGUCACUCAACAUGGUGUUGUUUUCUGUUUGUCAUCUAUCACCUGCACAGAAUACAUGUAUGCCACUUUUACAAAACCUUGGUCUGUGGUCAAAAUAACAUUAAAUGAGACUAUUUUAUUUCAUUUUUGGAGGUAAGAAGAUAUGAUCUUUAUUCAUAAGAAUGAUUAUUGAGCUUGGCUUUAAGAAUAUCUUUAAGCUGGACUUAUUUUUAAUUAUUCCUGAUUUUGAGGGAAGAUUGACUUGACAACAAUUUCAACCUCUUAUUCUUUAUUGUUAAUAAAUCGAUGCUGUCUUUCUUGAUACUACAGCUUCUGAAAUGAACCUUAAAAGAUAUUCUGACUUUUAAGGUCUGGAUACAUUAACUAUUAAAGAUACUGAACACACAAUGCCAUUUAGAAAGUGGUCAAAUGUUAUAUUUGGGAUAACAGUUUCUGAGUAAAGUAUAGAUUCUCGUACUUUUUGGGGUGUGCUCGCGAUUAGGUGCCGCACUCUGGCAGUGUGGGUUCGAACCCCAGACGGGACUCACCCCAAAAAUGUACGAGAAUCUGUACUUUACUCAGAAAGUGUUAUCCCAAAUAUAACAUUUGUUACAUUAAGAACAAGUCAGGCGGAAGUCCAAAUGAAUGAAAUGACACAGUUUAAUCUCUUAUGAAAUAAAGGUUAACAUAUAUACAAACAAAAAGAUGCCAGAUAAUUAAUUAUAUAAUGCCUACACUGAGGAAUAACCAGUCUCAAUUAUCUCCUAAAACAGAUUCCAUUUGGCGUAAAAGGCGAAAUAGCUGUGAAAGUUCUAUCUAUCGAUCAAUGAGAAUGAGUGAUGACACCAGGUGUUUUGGCAAAGUACGCAUUUCCUGCUCUAUAUGUUUUCUGUUGCAUCCCAACCAUGUAUUUAAAUGUUUGUUAUUUGAUACUUCUCCAAUGUAAGGCCAGAUGGACUGGGAAGUUUUAUUGUUAGAUUGUGUAGCAGUACCAAUUUGUAAACCAUCUGAUGUGCACAAAAAUUAAACAAUUAGGUAAACUAUCGGUAUUAUUCAGAACGAAGGAUAUUGUGUUAACUUGAGUUUUAUAUCAUGCUUCACUGAUGUGUAGUCCUUUAGCUCGACGUUAAGGCGUUAUGUACAUACUCAAGGAGGGAGACCAAAGGUGAAUGUUAAAUGAGGAUAUAUACCAAGUUUGAUUAGUGAAAAGAUAUAAUCCAAUUUAUCAAUGCAUUAGGUUAAAUAUAAUGUUAUGAUAAUAACAUUUUGGAGAACUCAUUUGUGUUUUCGGCAUCUAAAAAUGUCUAGACUUAUCUGAUCUGUGUUCUGCAUUUCCUCGUGAUUCUGUCAGCAAUUCUUAUAUAUCAGAUGAUCUAAGCUUGCCAGAGAAAUUUAUUUGUUCUAUUAUGAACCUCUGUGAGACUGUCAGCCAAAUGUUACCAUGGUUACUGACGGUGCUUAUGCUUGUUGCUUUGUCAAUGUAUUUGUCAUAGUAAGUAACCAUGAUAUAUGUGGUCUAAAUUGGAGAAACACCAUGACUUGUUUGUGUGAGGUAUUUGUCCACUUUUGCAUUUAAGAAUUUUUACCAGUCUGUGUUAACAUUCCAUUGCAUAAGCUGAGCAUGUAGAACAAGAACAGGUUUUAAUUGGAGACUACAAAUCCAAGCGUCUGUGACGUUUUUUAAACCUUUGUUUGCAUUAUUUGUAUGUAUUAUCAAUGCUGAAUAUGUACAUGUGUGUAUCAUUUGUAACCUCUUUGGAUUUUCCAUUGAUGCUUUUCACUAACAACAGAGUUUUGAUUCAUUCCAAUAAUUACUGAUCCAUGUUGGGCUGCAUUGAUAAACGUUGUUAAUACAGAUACUGUUGUUAAUAGUUGAUGGCUAACAAACUUAAGAUAAUGUCUUUUAAGUGUGAAAUAUUCAAAUGCUUUGUGUUUUUUUUUUGUGGUUAUUCUCAUGACAAUCAACAGCAUGACAAACAGUUUUGUGACAAACGGUAGUAUGACAAGUAGCAGUUUUGUGACGAACAGUUGUGUGACAAAUAGCAGUUUCAUGACAAUCAGUUCUAUGGCAAAGGACAUUUCUAUCUAAGGAACAGUUGCAUGCGAAACUGUUCCAUUACCAACAACCUGUUAUUGUGAGGUAAACAAUGCCGUAGUGGAUGCUCGAAGGAUGGCAUUCAGUCAAGUCCUCCAUUAACACAUGUCUAAGUUAAUAAUCGACCCUCUUUCAAAAAGGGACUGCUUAAUGUGUUUGUCUGGACUUGACUAUCGCCUCAUUUCUCGUCCGUAAGCUCCAUAUGCACACUUCAGGGACUUUCUGAUCCUUCUGUAGAACCACAGGGAAUGUUUCUUGCAUAUUAUGGUCUGAUGUUGAGGGUCAGACUGAUUCGUUAUUAAAUACAUCGAUCAAGGUCAAGGUCAUGUAAGUUGAAGUCAUAAUAUGGCUGAAAUAGUAAAGAAUAUGUGCAAGAAAACAAGAGAUAAAGGUUAUUGUUAAGGAUAUCUGCUCAUUUUUGUUUUGUUUAAGAUAUUACAAAAGAAUUUGUGGCAUGGUUGAGAAACUUUAUAUUUGCUACCUCUUUAUAAUUUUUGAGUAAACAUGUUUUUAUAUUUCUGUAUGAUCAUUUGUGACAAUCACAAAUCGUCCACUAUAGAGAUGUUUCCACUUAUCAUUGAGGAUACUAUUUGGAACCACUUAUAUACAACUGUGUAACAACUUCUUUACCAACAACAGUAUCGUGACAAACAAUAGUAUUGUGACAAACAACAGUAUCAUGACAAACAUCAAUUUCAGGACAAUCAACAAUUUCAUCACAAAUAUCAGUUACACAACAAGCAACAGUUUCAUGACAAACAGCAGUUGGAUGACAAACAAUAGCUACAUGACAAACAACAGUUACCCGACAAACAGCAGUUUUCAUCCAGAUGACAUGCUACAUGGAUGCCACAAUUAUUUACAUUAUUCCGGUCAGUUUGUGUUUGUCUGUACAUUUGAACAAACACAACAUUAUAGCAUGACAAAUGUCUGAUUUGUGUAUGACUACUAAGAUCAGUUUGAAUUAAAGAACAAAACAAUUCUUGUUCAUUGUCAGAACUUGUUUCACACCAGGCUAAUUUAUUUUCUAAAUUUACAGGGGAGUGAGUGAGUGAGUGAGUUGGGUCUAUGCCACUACAAUCAGUUUUUCAGCAAUAUUACCACUGCAGUAUGUAAGUUUAAUGUGACCCCAAAUUGAAGCAGAUUUUAGAUGUGCAUCUGUGUUGACAGACCAAGGAUCAUAAUCUGUUUCGAACCCACAACUAGUGGAUCCUGGCAUGACCAAGGGACUUUUAAGCAAGCACAGCAAAUUGCAGAUGAACCUACCCUAGAAUAAUAAUUGAAAAUAUGUAAGACCCUCUGUGAAUAAGCAUGCUUACAAAAGAGAUCUACAUGUUAUUAUUUUUUUUAAACAGAGCUUUCCAGAAAAAAUACCAAGUUAGCUUCCAAUUUACAGACAUUGAAAUAUAAUCAGAUUCUUAAAAAAAUCUUUGUAAAUAACCAUAAAUCAGAAAUAAGAAAAAAAGAUUGAUCUUGCCUUUAUGUCACCGACAUUUUUUUGAAUUAUUUAUUUAUUUUCUUCUUGUAAAUAAUAUACUUAUGAUAAAAUAUAUCAUGUCAUUUUCUGGUUUUAUGUUUAUGGCUAAUAAACACAAAAAGCAGAAUGUGAAUGUCUUAUUAUCUUAUAGAGAGCAUAAAAUGUCUUAUCUACAUCAAGACAGAUAAUAAAGAUAAGGUAUCCCAUAUUCAACUGCAGGUUGGUCUGGUGUGCGGUGUGUAUUACUAGUGAUCUGUUACAUGCCUCCCUCCUUCCUGGUGUGCGGUAUGUAUUACUAGUGAUAUGUUACAUGCCUCCCUCCUUCCUGGUGUGCGGUAUGUAUUACUAGUGAUCUGUUACAUGCCUCCCUCCUUCCUGGUGUGCGGUAUGUAUUACUAGUGAUCUGUUACAUGCCUCCCUCCUUCCUGGUGUGCGGUAUGUAUUACUAGUGAUAUGUUACAUGCCUCCCUCCUUCCUGGUGUGCGGAAUGUAUUACUAGUGAUCUGUUACAUGCCUCCCUCCUUCCUGGUGUGCGGAAUGUAUUACUAGUGAUCUGUUACAUGCCUCCCUCCUUCCUGGUGUGCGGUAUGUAUUACUAGUGAUCUGUUACAUGCCUCCCUCCUUCCUGGUGUGCGGUAUGUAUUACUAGUGAUAUGUUACAUGCCUCCCUCCUUCCUGGUGUGCGGUAUGUAUUACUAGUGAUCUGUUACAUGCCUCCCUCCUUCCUGGUGUGCGGAAUGUAUUACUAGUGAUCUGUUACAUGCCUCCCUCCUUCCUGGUGUGCGGUAUGUAUUACUAGUGAUCUGUUACAUGCCUCCCUCCUUCCUGGUGUGCGGUAUGUAUUACUAGUGAUCUGUUACAUGCCUCCCUCCUUCCUGGUGUGCGGUAUGUAUUACUAGUGAUCUGUUACAUGCCUCCCUCCUUCCUGGUGUGCGGUAUGUAUUACUAGUGAUCUGUUACAUGCCUCCCUCCUUCCUGGUGUGCGGUAUGUAUUACUAGUGAUAUGUUACAUGCCUCCCUCCUUCCUGGUGUGCGGUAUGUAUUACUAGUGAUCUGUUACAUGCCUCCCUCCUUCCUGGUGUGCGGAAUGUAUUACUAGUGAUCUGUUACAUGCCUCCCUCCUUCCUGGUGUGCGGUAUGUAUUACUAGUGAUCUGUUACAUGCCUCCCUCCUUCCUGGUGUGCGGUAUGUAUUACUAGUGAUCUGUUACAUGCCUCCCUCCUUCCUGGUGUGCGGUAUGUAUUACUAGUGAUCUGUUACAUGCCUCCCUCCUUCCUGGGCAGCAUUGGUUCCGGCAUGGCUACAAGAGCUGAUGAAAUGAUAAUUGGGUGGUCACAGUGUGUGACUUGACUGCUGGAAUCAAGGAUUGGGUGAUCAGUGUGUUUGACUUCCUUCAUUGUGUGAAUCAAGGAUUGGGUGAUCAGUGUGUAUGACUUGGUUCAUUGUGAGGGUCAAGGAUUGGGUGAGCAGUGUGUUUGACUUCGUUCAUUGUGUGAAUCAAGGAUUGGGUGAUCAGUGUGUAUGACUUGGUUCAUUGUGAGGGUUGAGGAUUGGGUGAUCAGUGUGUUUGACUAAGUUCAUUGUGUGAAUCAAGGAUUGGGUGAUCAGUGUGUUUGACUUAGUUUAUUGUGUGAAUCAAGGAUUGGGUGAUCAGUGUGUUUGACUUAGUUCAUUGUGAGAGUUGAGGAUUGGGUGAUCAGUGUGUUUGACUUGGUUCAUUGUAAGAGUUGAGGAUUGGGUGAUAAGUGUGUUUGACUUAGUUCAUUGUGUGAAUCAAGGAUUGGGUGAUCAGUGUGUUUGACUUAGUUCAUUGUGUGAAUCAAGGAUUGGGUGAUCAGUGUGUUUGACUUAGUUUAUUGUGUGAAUCAAGGAUUGGGUGAUCAGUGUGUUUGACUUAGUUCAUUGUGAGAGUUGAGGAUUGGGUGAUCAGUGUGUUUGACUUGGUUCAUUGUAAGAGUCGAGGAUUGGGUGAUAAGUGUGUUUGACUUAGUUCAUUGUGUGAAUCAAGGAUUGGGUGAUCAGUGUGUUUGACUUAGUUCAUUGUGAGAGUUGAGGAUUGGGUGAUCAGUGUGUUUUACUUAGUUCAUUGUGAGAGUUGAGGAUUGGGUGAUAAGUGUGUUUGACUUAGUUCAUUGUGUGAAUCAAGGAUUGGGUGAUCAGUGUGUUUGACUUGGUUCAUUGUAAGAGUUGAGGAUUGGGUGAUAAGUGUGUUUGACUUAGUUCAUUGUGUGAAUCAAGGAUUGGGUGAUCAGUGUGUUUUACUUGGUUCAUUGUGAGAGUUGAGGAUUGGGUGAUCAGUGUGUUUGACUUAGUUCAUUGUGAGAGUUGAGGAUUGGGUGAUCACUGUGUAUGACUUGGUUCAUUAUGUGCAUCAAGUAUUGGGUGAUCAGUAUGUUCGACUUGGUUCGUUGUGUGAAUUGAGGAUUGGGUCAUCAGUGUGUUUGACUUGGUUCAUUGUGUGCAUCAAGGAUUGGUUGGUUAUGGUGUGUGACUUGGUUCAUUGAGGAUUAGGUUGUCACAUUGUGGGACCUGUCACCCUGACUGUGUGGGCUGUUGAUCAUGCUGUGGAUCGCUGAUCUGCUGUGAUAAUGCUGACAUAGUGAUGACGGGAUUAAAACAAUAUUCAUUCACUCAUUCCUCUCCCUAACAGUCCAGUGCUACCAAGUAUUGCUCAUGUUGUGGCUCAAGUUCUUCAGCAAAGAAUAUUUUUGGUGAUACCUAGGAUUUCAGAUACAUUUCUAUUUCAAAUUUGUAUUCGUUGUCAAAAGAAAUUAAUUGAUAACAAAUAUUUAUUUAUAAAAAAAAAUCAGUUAAAAGUGUGGUUGAAAUAAAAAAUAUAUGUAUAUCAGUGGGGCUUUCUUGAAUGACAGGUAAAAUAGUUUCUUCGCUUUAUAAGAACUUGCCAACAUAUUUCUUGUUUUAAAGAUUCUCUUUGUUAAUAUGCCAAGAAAGAGGAGCCAAAAGAAUAUCUUGAUGCCACUGAAAAUGAGAAGGCAAAAUAAUAUCUCUAUGCCAUACAAAAAGAGAAGGCAGACUAAUAAACUUUAUUCCUAGAGGAGUCAAAAAAUAUACUUCGGAGUAUGUUUGGUGUUUUGAAAGAACAAGCUGUAUUUUUUUUUAAAUCAAAGAUUUACAUCCCUGUCCAUGUCGGUCUUCUUUGGAGAAGUCUUUUUAUUGCUGAAACUUAUUCACAGACAAAAUAUCAAAUUCAACAUUUGUGAUUUUUUUUUAUGUUAGCUGAUAAAUAAAACAAGCUGAAAUUAUGCAAGAUGUUCUCUGUAGGUGUGUUGUAGAUGUGCUGUAUUUCACUCGGCAGAGGUGAGUUUUGUAGUCAUCCAUGCCGGGUAGUGCUAGGCGCAAGCACCAACUAAGGUCUCCCAGAUCAUAACAAUACUCGUUGGUGACAUGAGUAAGUAAAAGUCCAAGAACUUUUGUCCUUUGUCCCACAUUAAGCUAUCAGUGCUGUCUACACUAAAUGCAACACAGUGGUUACCCAACUCACUCCCUUGUGAUAAUUCACCUGAUCACUGUUGCUAUCACCAAUCACAUCCUUCUGAAGCCUGUGUAAAUUUUAAUAAAACACAAUAAUAUGUAUUAGAAAGCAAAUCAAAUAGCAUUUUAAUUUUGUUUUACUUUUCAGAAAUUAGCAUGUCCUCAUGUGUAAGACAAGAACAAUGUUGGUCAGGCCUAAAACAUUUUUGUAAAGAAGCAUUUACAAUUCUGCCAGUCCAAUAUGUACAAUCAUGUAUGUCCUCAAGCAAAGUGAUAUAUAAGAGUUAUUCGCCCAGGAAUCAGAGAUGGUAUAUAUGACAACACAUCUAUCGGUAUAUGUCUUUGUAUAUAAUGAUUUGCAUUGAUAUGCACACUAAAAGAACGCAACCCUGACCUGUAUUCACCUAUGACUGUCAAGAGUUCCCCUGCUGGAAGGGGGAACACCUUGAUUGGGGAGGGCUUUAUACGUUCAUGCCGGUGGAGAUGUUGCAAUCCUAUAUCACUCCUGUCAGUUGUCCAUGUGGCCAGCAUGGGACAUGGCAUUUCAGUAUUCUGGAUUUGAUCAGUUCUGAACCAUUGGAAAUGGGAACAUGUCAAUGAGGUUAUCUGUCCUAUUACUAUGGUUACGGUUGGCGUUCCGACAGUGGUUCAUGGUACUCUGUUUGUAGCACUUAUAUUGGUGUUACUGUAGCAUCUUUUACAGUUAUCUUGCUUUACACUUAUUACUAUCGCUCAUUUCUAACUGUCAUCAGCUCGGCUAGUGUGUGUGUGUUCAUGUGCUAACAAAUCCCUUGGAGCAACAUCUACUAGAUCUUAUGAGUAUGGAAAGCUUUUAUUGUACACCCACUGACAGAUCUACUAGAUUUUGUGUGUACAUUCACCGACAGAUCUACUAGAUUGUGUGUACGUACACUGACAGAUUUGCUAGAUUUUGUGUGUCGUUCACUGACAUAUCUACUAGAUUGUGUGUGUACAUACACUGACAGAUUUGCUAGAUUGUGUGUGUACAUUCAUUGACCGAUCUACUAGAUUGUGUGUGUACAUUCACUGACAGAUCUACUAGAUUGUGUGUGUACAUUCACUGACAUAUCUACUAGAUUGUGUGUACAUUCAUUGACCGAUCUACUAGAUUGUGUGUGUACAUUCACUGACAUAUCUACUAGAUUGUGUGUAGAUUCACUGACAGAUCAACUAGAUUGUGUGUGUACAUUCACUGACAUAUCUACUAGAUUGUGUGUGUACGUACACUGACAGAUCUACUAGAUUGUGUGUCUAAAGUCACUGACAUGUCUACUAGAUUGUGUGUACAUUCACUGACAGAUCUACUAGUAUGUGUGUGUACAUUCACUGACAUGUCUACUGGAUUGUGUGUGUACAUUCACUGACAGAUCUACUAGAUUGUGUGUGUACAUUCACUGACAUGUCUUCUAGAUUGUGUGUGUAUGUACACUGACAUGUCUACGAGAGAGUGUGUGUGUGUGUACAUGCACUGACAUAUGUAAUGUAUGUGAGUGUAUAAACAUGCAUUGACAUAUGUAGUGUGUGUAGAUGCAUUAACAUGUAGUGUACGUGCUUGUAUGCACAUGCAUUGACAUAUGUAGUGUGUGUACAUGGGUGCGCUUGCACUGGCAGGACUUGGAAGGGACCCCUGUGCCUCUUUCCACCUCUUUAUUACAUUGUACAAUACUCAGAGCUGGUAUUUUUAUGAACACAAAUAUGCUUUAUUAAAUAAACAUUUACCGAAAA
Haliotis rufescens (red abalone) is the source of this 16142-nucleotide messenger RNA. RefSeq names its product protein dispatched homolog 1-like. The transcript is spliced from 4 exons. The record is from RefSeq and is a predicted model, not a curated record. Gene Ontology annotation, cellular component: membrane. Bases 394 to 3771 code for a protein of 1125 amino acids. NCBI's taxonomy places the organism in Eukaryota, Metazoa, Mollusca, Gastropoda, Lepetellida, Haliotidae.